Messenger RNA from Tauraco erythrolophus (red-crested turaco), 2135 nucleotides. The record is from RefSeq and is a predicted model, not a curated record. NCBI's taxonomy places the organism in Eukaryota, Metazoa, Chordata, Aves, Musophagiformes, Musophagidae.
AAGAAUGGCUCCUUGUUGGUACCAAACAAGGGCAUCUUCUUCUUUAUAGGAUCAAGAAAGACAUAGUGCCAGGAGAGGUUAUGUCAUCAGAAAGUGUCUGUUGCAAUAGGUUUGAAGUGACACUAGAGAAAUCCAACAAGAACUUCUCGAAAAAGAUUCAGCAGAUUCAUGUUGUUUCUCAGUUUAAAAUUCUGGUCAGUCUAUUAGAAAAUAACAUUUAUGUCCAUGACCUGUUGACAUUUCAACAAAUCACCACAGUUUCCAAGGCAAAAGGUGCAUCUCUCUUCACUUGUGAUCUUCAGCAGUCAGAUACAGGGGAAGAGGUGCUAAGAAUGUGCGUGGCAGUGCGGAAGAAGCUACAACUUUAUUUUUGGAAGGACAGAGAAUUCCAUGAACUACAGGGGGACUUCAGCGUACCUGAUGUACCCAAGUCUAUGGCCUGGUGUGAAAACUCCAUCUGUGUAGGCUUCAAGAGGGACUAUUACCUGAUACGGGUGGAUGGAAAAGGAUCCAUCAAAGAACUGUUUCCCACAGGAAAGCAACUGGAACCAUUGGUAGCUCCUGUAGCAGAUGGAAAAGUUGCAGUUGGCCAAGAUGAUCUAACAGUUGUGCUCAAUGAAGAAGGGAUCUGUACUCAGAAAUGUGCCUUGAAUUGGACAGAUAUUCCUAUAGCCAUGGAACACCAGCCUCCCUACAUCAUUGCUGUUCUGCCAAGGUAUGUGGAGAUCCGCACUUUUGAACCCCGUCUCCUGGUACAGAGUAUCGAGCUGCAGAGACCACGCUUCAUCACCUCUGGAGGCACAAAUAUUAUAUAUGUGGCAAGUAAUCACUUUGUUUGGCGGCUCAUUCCGGUGUCCAUAGCCACACAGAUCCAGCAGCUUCUGCAGGACAAGCAGUUUGAGUUGGCUUUGCAGUUGGCAGAAAUGAAAGAUGAUUCAGAUAGUGAGAAGCGACAGCAAAUUCAUCACAUAAAGAACCUCUUUGCCUUCAACCUAUUCUGCCAGAAGCGCUUUGAUGAAUCCAUGCAAGUUUUUGCCAAGCUUGGUACAGAUCCCACUCAUGUGAUGGGUCUGUAUCCUGACCUCCUGCCCACAGAUUACAGGAAACAGCUACAGUAUCCCAACCCCCUGCCAGGGCUCUCUGGGGCAGAACUGGAGAAGGCACAUUUAGCUCUGAUAGACUACCUAACUCAAAAAAGAAGUCAGCUGGUGAAGAAGCUAAAUGAUUCUGAUCAUCAGUCCAGUACCUCACCUCUCAUGGAAGGAACACCCACGAUCAAAUCCAAAAAGAAGCUGCUACAAAUCAUUGAUACCACCCUGUUAAAGUGUUACCUCCAUACAAAUGUAGCACUGGUGGCACCAUUGCUACGCCUGGAGAAUAAUCACUGCCAUAUUGAGGAGAGUGAGCAUGUACUAAAGAAGGCACACAAAUAUAGUGAGCUGAUAAUACUGUAUGAGAAGAAGGGUCUGCAUGAGAAAGCAUUACAGGUACUGGUGGAUCAGUCAAAGAAAGCUAACUCGCCUUUGAAGGGCCACGAGAGGACAGUGCAAUAUCUGCAGCAUUUAGGCACAGAAAACUUGGACUUGGUAUUUUCCUAUUCUGUCUGGGUGCUAAGAGAUUUUCCUGAAGAUGGACUGAAGAUAUUUACAGAAGACCUCCCUGAAGUGGAAGCUUUGCCACGAGACAAAGUGCUCAGUUUCUUAAUAGAAAAUUUUAAGAGCUUGACUAUUCCUUAUCUGGAACAUAUCAUUCAUGUCUGGGAAGAAACUGGUGCAGACUUUCACAACUGUCUGAUCCAGCUGUACUGCGAGAAAGUGCAGGGCUUAAUGAAAGAGUAUCUCAAUUCUUUCCCUGCAGAUAAAACUCCGGUGCCUGCUGGAGAGGAAGGAGGAGAUUUGGGGGAUUACCGGAAAAAGCUUCUACUUUUUCUGGAGAAGUCUAGCUGUUAUGAACCUAGCCGACUGAUUAGUGACUUUCCCUUUGAUGGUCUCCUAGAAGAACGUGCUCUGCUCUUGGGUCGUAUGGGGAAGCAUGAACAAGCUCUGUUUAUUUAUGUCCAUAUUUUGAAGGACACCAACAUGGCUGAAAACUACUGCCAUAAACACUAUGACAGAAACAAAGAUGGCAACAAAGAU